Molecule: messenger RNA, 1080 nt
Organism: Daktulosphaira vitifoliae (grape phylloxera)
Lineage: Eukaryota; Metazoa; Arthropoda; Insecta; Hemiptera; Phylloxeridae
Product: alpha- and gamma-adaptin-binding protein p34-like
Exons: 6
Coding region: 138-941 (267 amino acids)
Source: RefSeq, a predicted model, not a curated record
AGUUUUUGAAAAAAAAAAUGUGCACAUUACACUAUAUACAAAUUUGUCAAGAUUAUUUUAUCAUUUAGAAAUUUUACGUUUAACAAUAAAAUUACUGAGUUAGUUAUAAAAAAUUAUAAUAAUCAAAUAAAUAAAUAAUGUCUAUCAAUGAAUUUCCUAGUAUUUAUAUUCAUAGCUGUAACAAUGAAGAUCCUUUAAAAAUUAUUCAAUCCAUAAAAAAUGAAGAUAACAUAGAAAUUUAUAAAAAUGAAGGUGAUAUUUUUUCUUAUCAUUGGGAAUUGGAUUGCAAGUAUUAUACAGCAGAAGUACAAUUGUGCACGUCAAAUAACUUAAAAAAUUUAAGUAGUGCAUUUAUAGAAAAUAUUAAUGCGAUAAUAAUUUUAUUUAACCAAGAAAAUGAAAAUAUUAUGGAAUCUUUAAAUGAAUGUUUAUCACUUGUAGAACAAAGCAGAGCAGAAGUUUUAUUACUCUUAAGUGAAAAAUGUAUUGAGUAUGAUUCCAGCUCUAAAAAAAUAUUUGAUUGGUGUCAAAAAUAUCACUUUGAAUUGGUUGUUUUGGAAGAAGAUGCCAUUGAAUUGGAUAUUGUUGGUAUUGAGCGUGUGAGACAAGCUCUAUAUGCUCAUUACUGGCCAAAUCUUAAAGCAAAAUGUGAUAUCACCCAUCCUAGCACAAAAUCGAUUAUCGAAGGUAGUGUUGUCAACUGUGCUCUUAGUGAAGAGUUGUCAGAUUUAAAAAUGGAUGAGGCAGAAGAUACUGAACUCGAUAGUAACUUAUUUAGUGAAAUGUUUGAAGGUGAUAUUAAUUUUUUUCAAACUUUCGACAAAGUUAGAAAAUUAAAAGAACAAAUAUCUGCUAUGCCUGAUGAAGAAAGAAAAGAUGCUGCUGAAAAAGCAUUAACUGAAUGCUGGAAAGCCUUUUUUGGUGAAGAUGUUGAUUUAUAAGCUACCAUUUCAUAUUAUUAUUAUUAAUAGUACUCUAAAAAUAUAUUAUGAAAUAAAUAAGAUUUUAAUGUUUGUAUAAAUAGUUUAAAUUAAAAAUUAAUUCAAUAGUUAUAAGAGAGUAUUUAUUGUAUUAUUUAAA